Messenger RNA from Aspergillus udagawae, 6249 nucleotides. It is a transcript of the gene sidD, whose product is annotated as nonribosomal peptide synthase SidD. The transcript has 2 exons. Gene Ontology annotation, biological process: secondary metabolite biosynthetic process; amino acid activation for nonribosomal peptide biosynthetic process. Gene Ontology annotation, cellular component: cytoplasm. NCBI's taxonomy places the organism in Eukaryota, Fungi, Ascomycota, Eurotiomycetes, Eurotiales, Aspergillaceae. Gene Ontology annotation, molecular function: catalytic activity; phosphopantetheine binding. The record is from RefSeq and is a predicted model, not a curated record. Bases 1 to 6249 code for a protein of 2082 amino acids.
AUGGGUUCAGUACAACUAGAUGAUAUUCCCAUCCAGAAACACUACAGCAAUGACUCAGGUGACUCAAUGGCAACCCGGUUAAACUGCAACGGCGUCGAGUCCUUUGAGGUCGUGGGUCUUACAUCCGACGAGACUUCGAGUCCCACAGGCAUGAGAGAUGAAAUCAUACUUUUAUCGUGGCUCAUUGUGCUCUUGAGAACACGAGAUGGUGUCGAGAUCCGAUACGAUUGGGCAUAUACGCGUCCAGAAGAGGAGCCGGUAGCCAGAUAUCUGGCCAUGAAUGAAGUAGUGGCGGGGCUACAAAGCAGUGUCAAGGAAACUGCGACAGCUGUCUCUCGGCAUAUUGCCACAGAUGCACCAGGCCAGUUGGCGCCAGCAUCUCUGCUUCUGAGCACCAGCUCUCUUUCCCAGACCUCAGAGGAAGCAAAAGAUGAAGGGUUACUUCACUUGGAAGUGUGUUUUGAGAAUGGUUUGCUCCAGAUUUGCCCAACAUGGCACUCCGAGAAUAUGUUGCCAUUCACAGUGGCGCGAUACGUUAGGACCCUCGUCGACACAGUCAGACUGUGCAUCUCUAACCCCGAAGUGUCCAUCCAAGACUGCCUUCGACCGACCACAUAUGAUCUCGACGAGAUAUGGCGCUGGAAUCACGAUCUGCCACCCACGUACAACUUUUGCAUGCAUGAUAUGAUAUCCGAACAGGCUCAGAAGUUCCCAGAUAAAGAAGCAAUCGCAUCCUGGGACGGCAGCCUGACAUACAGCCAGAUUGAUCAGUAUUCCACAUUCGUCGCGGGCUCGCUCAAGGAUAUGGGUGUCGAGUUACAUGAUGCCUUACCUAUCUGCUUUGAGAAAUCCAGAUGGACAAUCGUCGCAGUUCUCGCGGUAAUGAAAGCCGGCGCGACGUUUGUAUUAAUGGACCCGACGCUGCCGCUUGCACGGCUGCAGAAUAUGGCCCAACAGGUCGGCGCGAAAAUGAUGGUCUCCUCUCGUGAUCAGCACAACCUGGUGUCUGAGAUCAUACCCAAUUCGAAAGUGUUCGUCGUGGAGGAGACCACGUUCAGCAGACUGCCCGCUAUACAAAACAUCGUACCGCUACCGAGGGUACCCUCAUCCGCCCUGAUGUACAUCAUCUUUACGUCCGGCAGCACAGGUACUCCCAAAGGAGUCAAGAUCUCCCACGAGACCUACACAAGUAGUGCCAUUCCCAGAGCCAAGGCCGUCGGCUACACAGAGAAUUCGCGCGUCCUUGACUUUGCCUCCUACGCCUUCGACGUCAGCAUCGACAGCAUGCUUCUGACCCUGGGCAACGGCGGCUGUCUUUGCAUUCCAUCGGACGAAGACCGCCUCAACGACAUCAACGGCGUGAUCCGGCGGAUGAAAGUCAACUAUGCGGGCCUGACGCCUUCCGUCGCCCGGAUUCUAGACGCGGACGUGAUAACCUCACUCAGCGGCCUAGGUCUCGGAGGAGAGCCUGUCUCUGCGAGAGAUGUCACGCUUUGGGGUCAGGACACCAGGAUUAUUAUUGGCUAUGGUCCCUGCGAAUGCACGAUCGGGUGUACAGUGAAUAGUAGCGCGGCAACGGGGAGAGACUAUAUCUCCAUUGGGCCUGGUAAUGGGGCGGCCAUCUGGAUAGUCGACCCCAAUGACCAUGAAUCUCUUGUACCCGUCGGCGUGGUAGGAGAGCUGCUGGUCGAAGGUCCCAUAGUAGGACAGGGCUACCUGAAUGACCCGGAGAAAACCGCGGCAGCGUUUAUCGAAGACCCCUCGUGGUUGAUUGCGGGUCACAAUGUCUACCCCGGUCGUCGGGGCCGUCUGUACAAGACCGGUGAUCUAGGCCGAUAUGACCCGGAUGGAUCUGGGGGUAUUGUCUUCGUGGGGCGCAAGGAUACUCAAGUCAAACUCCGUGGACAACGAGUUGAGCUCGGAGAGAUCGAGAGCCAGUUGAGAGCCAGACUGCCCUCGGAGACGACCGUCAUCGCCGAGGUGAUUGUACCGCAAGGGUCCGGGGGACAACCAACGUUGGUGGCAUUUGUUGCAGCGCAGACGACGAAAGGACAUGGCCAUACUGAACUUGAGGCAGCAGAGCUUCCCGGUGAGCAGUACAAGGCGCUGUCAGAAGCUGAUUCGGAGCUGGCAAAGGUUUUGCCUCGAUACAUGGUGCCCACUGCGUAUAUUCCUGUCAACCAUAUCCCUACGUUGAUCUCGGGUAAAACAGACCGCAAAAGACUGAGGCAAUUUGGUGCCGCCGUCGACCUGCGUCAGCUGGACCAGAGAGGGAAAAACACCACAACCCGAGAGCUGAGCGAUCUGGAGCGACACUUGCGACAGGCCUGGAGCAAUACAUUGAAGAUCCAAGCCGCCUCUAUCCGUCUCGAAGACAACUUCUUCGCUCUGGGUGGAGACUCCCUCACAGCCAUGAAACUGGUCUCUGUUUGUCGGUCUCAUGGCCUCGACCUCAGUGUCACCAACAUGUUUAGCAACCCUACUCUCUCAGCCAUGGCCAGCGCUGCUCGCAUCUGCGGCGUCGACGUGCAAGCUCAAGCCCCGGCAUUCUCAAUGAUCACGUCAGAUGUCGACAGCGCCUGCAGAGAGGCAGCAGAGGCCUGCGGGGUUAGCCCAGCAAAUGUCGAGGACAUCUAUCCGUGUACGCCCACACAGGAGUCUCUGUUCACUUUCUCACUCAAAUCAGUCAAGCCAUACGUGGCACAGAGAGUUUUAUGUAUCCCGUCGCAUAUCGACAGCGACGCAUGGAGGAAGGCGUGGGAGGAAGUGGUCACCGCACUCCCCAUUUUACGGACACGAGUUGCCCAGCUGCAAGAGCCUGGCCUUCAACAAGUUGUACUCAAAGAAAACGUUUCCUGGACGCAAGCAUCCAAUCUAUCCGAAUACCUGGAGAACGACCGAACCGAAAGGAUGAAUCUCGGAGAGAGCCUGGCUCGUUACGCUAUCGUUGACGACAUAACUACCGGCAAGCGAUACAUGGUUUGGACUAUUCACCACGUCCUGUACGAUGGAUGGUCAGAGCCGAUCAUCCUCAAGCAAGUCAGCGAUGCCCUGCAAGGGCAGCCAAUCGAGGUAAAGACGCAGAUGCGCGACUUUGUCAAACACGUGCGCGACAUGGAUGACGCUGCAGUGCAAGAAUUCUGGCGACGGGAAUUGAACGGUGCCGUCGGGCCUCAGUUCCCGCGUCUACCCUCGAGAGACUUCAUGCCUACCCCCGACGCUCUAAUCGAGCAGCAAGUAUCCCUCGAAACCAGUGCUGGAUCGCCCUUCACCAUGGCCACAUUAAUCCGCGGCGCCUGGGCGCUCGUCGCGUCCCAAUAUACUGGAAGCGACGAUAUCGUGUUCGGCGAGACCCUUACCGGUCGCGAUAUCCCAUUGCCUGGAGUCGAAAGCAUUGUCGGCCCGUUAAUUGCAACGGUCCCAAUUCGCGUUCGCGUCCACCGGGCGAGUACCGUGGAAUCCUACCUUCAAGCCGUGCAGAAGAGUGUCUUGACCCGUACCCCAUAUCAGCAUAUGGGCAUGCAAAACAUCCGCAAGGUCAGCCAAGAUGCACAGUACGCGUGCGAAACCGGCACGGGCCUGGUCAUUCAACCUGAACCAGAGUAUGUCGGCAGCGAACUCGGCGUUGAGAGCGGGGAUGUCGUCCUUGAAGCGCUGCAUUUCAACCCGUAUCCGCUGAUGCUGGCUUGUGGGAUUCGCAAGGGCGGCUUCCGGGUUUGCGCGAGCUUCGAUAGCAGCUUGAUUGAGAUCAAGCAGAUGGAACGGAUGCUGGGGCAGCUCGAGACCGCUUGCUUGCAGUUAAGUAAAGGCCUUUCGCGGAGGGUUGACGAGAUCUCCUGUCUCCCUGAGGCAGAGUUGAACCAGAUCUGGCAAUGGAAUCAGAUUCCUCCUUUGGCUGAGGAUGAAUCAUCCUCUAGGCUGCGUGCAGACGCAAGCACCAAGCCCGGUUCAAGCUAUCCUUCCGCGACUGUUCCUUGGGUUUGCAACCCGCGAAACCCGUCCCUUCUCUCGCCCAUCGGCUGUGUCGGUGAGCUGUGGCUUGAAGGAGCCAUUCUUUCCGGUGACACGGUUGACUCCCCCGCCUGGCUUGUGGCCGGAAGCUCUACCUACGCCGGCCGAAGAGGCAAAUUGCACGCAACCGGCGACAUGGUUCAGUUGCGAGAUGACGGAAGUUUAGUGUUCGUUGGUCGCAAGGAGAAUGUUGUUCCUGUUCACGGGCAUUCAGUGGAUAUUACAGAGGUUGAAAGGCACCUUGCAGGCCAUCUUGCACCGACAAUUCGUGCCGCUGCUGCAGUAUCGCAACCAUCGUCUGACCACGAGCUGCUUUUGUUCAUUGAGCAACCAGCUGGCGAGGAAGACUUUGUUGAGCUUUUGUCAGAGAAACAUGAGAUAGCGUGCGACUCGUCAGGUCAGGCCAUCCAAGCCACAGUCUGCGCGAUUAUUCCCAGCAGUCUUGCUGCAGCGUUGAAGAAACUCGACAAAUACAUGCGAGACUCGCUUCCGUCGUAUAUGGUUCCGUCCACCUACAUCGUUGUAGACAAACUGCCCACUAUAAUGGGACGUGUUGACCACAGUUUGCUCAAUCAGAUCGCUUCUCAAGUUCCCCCGCAAAUCCAAAACCAGGUUCGUGAUGGGUUGAGACUAGCUUGGACCAAGGCUACAAUUCAAAGCCAUCUGUCAGCUUCAGAAGGCAUACUGCGGUCUGCAUGGGCCAAAGUCCUUCGUAUCGACCCUGAGCAAAUCGACGUAGACGACAAUUUCUUCAGGCUCGGAGGGGAUUCUGUUCUUGCAAUGAAGCUUGUUUCGAGCCUGCGAACGCAAGGUCACGGUUUGUCUGUGGCUGAUAUCUUCCGGAAUAUGCGUCUCAGCGACGCUGCCAGAGUGCUGAAGGUGGACCAACGCUCAAAAGAGGAGGUUAACAUCUACAAGCCAUUUUCGACGCUCCGUCUACUUGACGUUCAGCAGUUCCUGUCUGAGAUAGUCCGACCACAGCUUGGGAGCCCAAGCUGGCCCAUCCGAGAUGUCUUGCCAGUGACCGACUCCCAGGGUCUGGAUAUCCGAGCAACCCUCCAGCCGCUGAGGACAUCCAUCCAGUAUACAAUGCUGUACUUUGACAGCAGCGUUGAUAGAGAGCGGUUGUUCCGUGCGUGCAGCGACCUGGUUAAGACGCACGAGAUUCUUCGUACAGUCUUCAUCACACAUGAAUCUGGAUUCUUGCAGGUCGUCCUGGACGAGUUGGAGAUUCCAGUGUGCACCCACAAGACGGACAAAGAGCUUGAUCAAUAUGUCGCCGACCUCUGCAGGGAGGAUAUCGAGUCCAACUUCCAGCUAGGAUCUCCGUUCUUCAGACUUCUCCACGUCGAAGGAAACAAUGGCGACACCUGCCUCAUGAUCGGCCUAUCCCACGCCCAAUACGACGGUGUCUCCCUGCCCAGACUCCUCCAAGACCUAGACUCCCUGUACACCGGCACACCGCUCGCAGCUUUUUCCCCGUUCUCGUCGUACAUGGCCCAGAUCAGCGAAGAACCCAUCCAAAACAAAGCAUCGACCUACUGGCGCAAUCUCCUCUCCGAUUCCUCCCUCUCGAUUCUCGACGGACACUCAUCCAACACAACCGAUAAAGCAAUCUUCCGCACCCGCGCCGCCAACACCCAACCCCUCGAGGAAAUCACCACCGCAAAUCUCCUCACAGCAGCCUGGGCCCUGGUCCUUGCUCGCCGCCUCCAAACGCCAGACGUCACGUUCGGCGGCGUCACCUCCGGCCGCACCCUCAACAUCCCCAACGCCGAGAACAUUAUGGGACCCUGCUACCAGCUCACUCCCAUCCGGGUCCCCUUCCAGCCCGACUGGACCGCAACUGACCUGCUGCGCUUCGUCCAGACGCAGUCUGCCGACUCUGCGUCGCACGACUUCCUGGGCUUUGAAAAGAUUGCUGAGCUGGCGGGGUGGGAUAUGGCUCCCGGAAAGAAAAGCUUUGACUCCAUCGUGCAUCAUCAGGACUGGGAGGAUUUUGAUAGGAUGCCGUUUGGUGGGGGCUCUUGUCGGGUGGAAAUUGCCAAUCCGCAUGGGGAUGCGGCCUAUCCGAUCAAGGCUGUUUCGUACGUAAAGGGGGGAGAGAUUCAUGUUGGUGUGGUUGGUAGUGAGAGGGAUGUGGUGUUUGUGGAAGAGGUUCUGGGGGAAUUGGUUGCUGCGGUUGAGGAGUUGGCUGCUCGGAGUGAGAAAGUGUUGCUUGGUAGUCAGCUGUCUUAG